AUGCUGCGGCGCGCACUGAAGGGAGUCGCCGGCGGGCGCCUCGGGGCCCUUGCGCGGCGGUCCCUGAGCACCUCCACCACGGGCGACUACACGCUCAUCGACCACGACUACGACGUGCUGGUCGUCGGAGCAGGCGGCGCAGGACUCCGUGCCGCGAUCGGCGCCUCCGAGCACGGCUUCAAGACCGCAUGCAUCACCAAGCUGUUCCCGACGCGGUCGCACACCGUCGCGGCCCAGGGCGGCAUCAACGCCGCGCUCGGCAACAUGACGGAGGACGACUGGCGGUGGCACGCGUACGACACGAUCAAGGGGUCCGACUGGCUCGGCGACCAGGACGCCAUCCAGUACAUGUGCCGCGAGGCGCCCAAGGCGGUGAUUGAGCUCGAGCACUACGGGAUGCCCUUCUCGCGGACGGACGAGGGCAAGAUCUACCAGCGCGCGUUCGGCGGGCAGUCGCUGGACUACGGGCGCGGCGGGCAGGCGUACCGGUGCUGCGCGGCCGCGGACCGCACGGGCCACGCUCUCCUGCACACGAUGUACGGCGCCGCGAUGAAGCAUAACACGCAGUUUUUCGUUGAGUACUUCGCGCUGGACUUGAUCAUGGACGACGAGGGCGCGUGCCGGGGCGUGAUGGCGAUGUGCAUGGAGGACGGCACGCUGCACCGGUUCCGCGCGCACAACACGAUUCUGGCCACGGGCGGGUACGGCAGGGCGUGGUUCAGCGCGACGUCCGCGCACACGUGCACGGGCGACGGCAGCGCGAUGGUCGCGCGCGCGGGGCUCCCGCUGCAGGACCUCGAGUUCGUCCAGUUCCACCCAACGGGCAUCUACGGCGCGGGCUGCCUCAUCACGGAGGGUUCGCGCGGCGAGGGCGGCAUCCUGCGCAACAGCGAGGGCGAGCGGUUCAUGGAGCGGUACGCGCCGACGGCCAAGGACCUCGCGUCGCGCGACGUCGUGUCGCGGUCGAUGACGCUGGAGAUCCGCGAGGGCCGCGGCGUGGGCCCCGAGAAGGACCACAUCUACCUCCACCUCAACCACCUGCCGCCGGAGCUGCUCGCGGAGCGCCUCCCGGGCAUCUCGGAGACCGCCGCGAUCUUCGCGGGCGUCGACGUGACCAAGGAGCCCAUCCCGGUGCUGCCGACGGUGCACUACAACAUGGGCGGCAUUCCCACGAACCACUACGGCGAGGUGGUGUCGCCGACGAAGGAGGACCCGGACAGGGUCGUGCCCGGGCUGUUCGCGGCGGGCGAGGCCGCGUGCGCGUCGGUGCACGGCGCCAACCGCCUCGGCGCGAACUCCCUGCUGGACAUCGUUGUCUUUGGGCGCGCGUGCGGGAACCGCGUGGGCGAGAUCGCGAAGCCCGGGGCGCCGCUGCCGCCGCUGCCGCCGAGCGCGGGCGAGCGCACGAUCGCGGACCUGGACGCCAAGCGCAACGCGAGCGGCUCGUCGUCGGUGGCGUCCAUCCGGAAGAACCUGCAGAAGAUCAUGCAGAACAACGCGGCGGUGUUCCGGACGCAGGAGACGCUCGCGGAGGGCUGCGAGCUCGUGGACGCGUGCUUCGAGUCGUUCAGCGACAUGGGCAUCAAGGACCGCGGCCUCGUGUGGAACACGGACCUGAUCGAGGCGAUGGAGCUCGAGAACCUGCUGCUCAACGCGCAGCAGACGAUGCACAGCGCGGAGCGCCGCAAGGAGUCGCGCGGUGCGCACGCGCGCGAGGACUUCCCCGACCGCCUGGACGACCAGUGGAUGAAGCACACCGUGUCGUACGCGGACCCCGCGGUCGUCUCGGGCGGGUCGUCGCGCCGCAACGUGAAGAUCGACUACCGGCCCGUGCACGACCAGCCCCUCGACGCCGAGAUGGAGCACGUGCCGCCCAAGGCCCGCGUGUACUGA
Pedinophyceae sp. YPF-701 is the source of this 1893-nucleotide messenger RNA. The record is from the annotation of a GenBank genome assembly. Lineage: Eukaryota; Viridiplantae; Chlorophyta; Pedinophyceae.